AUGUCACAAUCACAGUCAGUUGAAUUUUCUGCUCUUGUUUAUGGCUCUUUUGUUGCCUCUCUUCUUGAGAUGACAGAAGACGUUGAAGAAGUUAACAAAAAACUUGAUGAAAUUGGAUACCGUAUUGGUUUAAGGCUUGCACAUGAUUUCGGUCGCGAUGACAGCCUUGAACGCAUUGAUACCCCAGAUAAAGUUGUUGGUAAUGUCAUAGAGAAGAAGUGGCCAUCACUUUCUCAUUCAAAUAAACAAGUUCAAACACAAGUCGAUGGAAAAAACAUUAUUCUUACAUUCCCACCAUCAAUAUUCACACAAAAUGUACAAAUUCCAGAACUUUAUAGUGGUGUUCAUUUUACUGGAAUGCUUCCAGGAAUUUUACGCGGCAUUUUUGAAAUUUUCCACUUUAGAGUUAAUACAACACUCCUCGAGCAAUCAGAACAGGUAGGUACAAAAGUUCAGAUUGAGGUUGUUGAAGAAAUACCAAUUGCUGUUCCAAAGACCGAUGACUAA
Molecule: messenger RNA, 507 nt
Organism: Trichomonas vaginalis G3
Lineage: Eukaryota; Parabasalia; Trichomonadida; Trichomonadidae
Product: Golgi vesicle transport
Exons: 1
Coding region: 1-507 (168 amino acids)
Biological process (GO): endoplasmic reticulum to Golgi vesicle-mediated transport; intra-Golgi vesicle-mediated transport
Cellular component (GO): cis-Golgi network membrane; TRAPP complex; cytosol
Source: RefSeq, a predicted model, not a curated record